Messenger RNA from Leptopilina boulardi, 1021 nucleotides. RefSeq names its product polyisoprenoid diphosphate/phosphate phosphohydrolase PLPP6. Bases 179 to 817 code for a protein of 212 amino acids. Gene Ontology annotation, molecular function: sphingosine-1-phosphate phosphatase activity. The record is from RefSeq and is a predicted model, not a curated record. Lineage: Eukaryota; Metazoa; Arthropoda; Insecta; Hymenoptera; Figitidae. The transcript is spliced from 4 exons.
CAAUUUUGACAUAACCGCAUAAAAGUUAAUUGAAAUUUGAUAGAAAAAUACUUGUAUUUAAAUUAUAAUAUAUAACUAGAAACGAAUAAUAGUGAUAAGCGAUAUGUGAUAAGAUUAUAAUUACCAUUACCUUUCUGUGUCAAUUAAACAUUCUUUUAGUGACGAUUUUCUAAAAACCAUGAACGAGACAAAGAAAAGAGAAGUUCCAUCCACAAUGAGAAAAGUUCUAGCAGUAGAUGCUUAUAUUACAGAUAAUUUUGUAAAAGCUGUGGAUAAAUUUUUGCCUUUCCGUUCAUUAAAGACGCAUUAUCAAGCUCUAGAGAUAUCAUGUCAUGGAAUUCUUUGGAUCGCGUCUUGGCUCGCUUUUAUAUGGAUAUUAAAUAGUAAAAAUCUAUAUCAAAUGCAAGUUAACUUUUUAAUUGGUAUAUUUACCGAUAUUUUAAUUAUUGCUAUUAUAAAAGCAUUAGUGCGAAGGCGAAGACCAACGCCAAAUACUGAUAUUUUUGGAAUAGGUCCUGAUAAAUUUUCCUUUCCAUCUGGUCAUGCUUCGAGAGCAUCUUAUAUAGUUUAUUUUUUCUUCAAUUUGUGGCCAGUGAAUUUUAUUUUCAUUCCUCCUUUAUUGGCAUGGUCAUUUAGUAUUUGCCUCUCGAGGGUUUUAAUGAGAAGACACUAUUUACUCGACGUUGUUGGAGGAAUUUUACUUGGAAUUACAAAUGGAAUUUUAAUCAGUACGAUAUAUUUAACUCAAGAAACAAGUACAGAACUCAUUUCAUGGAUUACUGAUGAGAAAUUAGACGGUGGUGAAUAUCACGUAUGAAUAACAAAAUUCAUAUCGUUUAAAGAAUUUAUUUUUUGAAUUAUAAAAUUUUGAAAAUUCAUAAGAAAAUUCUUUACAAAAAAAAAAAAAAUAUUUUUUCUUUCAAAACUAUAAUUUCCAAAGUGACUGUUUUUAUCUAAUAUUUAAUUGCCUUAAAAAAAUGUUGCACAUUGAAAGUGAUAAAAUAAAAAAUUUAUUUUCUAA